CCUGGCAGUCUGUAGACUACGCGCGCGCAAUUUUCUGCAGCUUUUAUACGUUUCAAUCUUUUACCAUUUACUAAAAUUUUGUUACGUGAUAAUGUUGGAAAUUGCAAUCAUAGCAUAAAUGCAUGUUGCAUCCAAAAUAGUUCUACACAUCAGCAAUGGAUCCGGCCUUCCGUAGCAGGUAUCAAAAGUGCAAGUACAAAGUGAAACUUUGGGAAAAGGAGUUCCGUAAGAAAAAUGGACGGAUUCCAUCAAAGCAUGAUAUUAGAGAUGCAAAAGACGAUGUUCGAGAAGCUUAUAAAAUGUAUUACAAGUUAAAGACCUCGCUGUUGGAAAAUACACUGCAAGAUGUGCUUGGUGACGAAGAUGAUUUCGACAGCUCAUUAGUGUCACAAAUGGAGUCCGGACUCUCGCAAGACUGUUCCGUUGCAGAUAGCUCCUUUUCCAACCUCGGCGAAUUGAAAGCAUCGAAUGUGUCAAUCAGCAACCUCUUAACGGAUCAAAUUGCAGGACAUGUGUCAGAGUUUGAAGCGGAGCAAGAAUUGGAGCAGAAUGUACGAGCUUGGGGUAAGGAAUUAAAUAAGAAAAAAUCGACCGUGGUUGAGGUACAGAAAAAAUCUUCAGUAAAACCUAGAGGGAAGACUCUUAUAAAGCAACUGAUAGACGUGUCCUCAAUGGUACCGAGCCGUAAUCCACGAAAAUCAAUUAGUAGUAGGCUUUCGAGUAGCACACUGUCGUCUGCAUCGGGUCAGACUUCGUUUGGCUCUGGCAGUUGGAAAGAUGCGCUUCCGGAUUUGGAAACUUUAUUGAAUGAAAAGUCUAAGCAAGCUCAACAAACAUCUCCGGUACAAGUUUCGACUUUAAGCCAACAGUCCAAAAUUCCCGUCAAUCAGCUCGAUGAAGGUUGGUUGAACCGUCAGUCGGGAACACAAGGCGAUGUAGUCAAUCCUGAAGGUGCUAGUCAACCUAAGAAGUAUGGACUAGGUAACAUCAGUUUGUCCAAGUUAGACAGUUCUAAUACUGCACUCGUCGAUGUUUCAAGCAGUUUUGGAUUGUCUGCUCUUAGUAUGAAUUCUUUUAGCAGUAACACACAGAUCAUUGCCCAAAGUACGGCUCUCGAUAGGUCCAUUCAGUCGGACUCCGACGGAGUGGUGGAAAACAGCGAGGAUGAGUUGGUUGGUGCAAAUGGUUCGCUGAACAACACUACCAAUAUUCGUCAUGUUACAAAGAAACGUAAAGUGUUUUCGAGUUUGAAUGUAAAAGCGGAAAAGAAAGAGACCGAAGCUGUUGUUCCUGUAACUAUGGAGCAAACGGGUAGUGAGAAACAGGUUGAUGCGGAGAAUUUAGACCCAACAGAAACUGCAGCUCCGAAAAAACACGAAACACAACCCACCCGAGGACGCAAAAAGGGGCCUGCUAAGACCAAACCAGCAACAGCUAAGGUUCCUAUACGAAAACUACCAGCACGUGGUCGCAAAUCAGUUAGUUACAAAGUGCAAAACGCCAGCGAAGACGAAGCAGUUGCUGAUGCUUUUGAAGACUUUGAUGACGAUGAUAAAGAUCCGGAUUUCGUCAGUAAAAAGGAGAAUCCAUCCGAUGUGGAUUCGAAUGAUGAUAAUACUGCCGAUGUAAGCUCUGCUGCGGUUGAGCCGGAGGAAGUAAAAAGGAAGGGAAGACCACGGAAAUCCAGGUCAAAAAAUAUUACCAAUACUUCAGUGUCUCCAUCCGCACGUGGAAGCAGUCGCAAACGUCGCUCGGGAAGUGCAAAGAAAAGUCCAGCAGCCCCACGAAUUGGUGGCAAUAUUGGCAAGGGAAAGAGGAAAAUUACAAAACAAGCACGAGGUCGUCCAGUUAAAAAGGUACAGGAAGAAAUGAAGCAGGAGGAACCAGAGGAAUUUAAUGAGUAUGUUUUAGAAUUUGGUAUUGAAAGUUUGAGCAAUGUACCUCGCAUUGAGUUAAACGAGCUUAAAAUGCAAAGUGCAGCUGCCGAAAAUUUCAUUCAGGGUGCUAUUGCUGAGGAAACGGCUACUAAAAGUAAGAGUGAUCGUAAUCUUGUGUCUAAUAAAGAAGCUAUCUUGAAGAAAAAAGCGGCCGCAGGAAAACUGAAUGAAAACUUUGUCCGUAUUGAUAUCAGAAAGAAGGUAUAUGUAAAGGGUAAAAAGACUGUUAACUUCAGCAAGUAUAAGAAAGCUCAAUGGAAAAAGAAGAAAAUUGCUGCUAUGAGUGGGCCGGAAAUGGACAUGGGAGGAUGCGAUGGAGGUGUUCUGACUUGCUUCCAGUGUGGCGGUGUUGGCCACAUGGCCAGAAAUUGCAAAGUACGAGGAGAGCAAUUACUUCCACUAGAUGCUGCAGAAGCAGAUGAAUCGCCAUUUCCAACACUGGAGGAGGCUGAAUCGAUGGCAAAAGCGAAAUCAUUGGUGGUUCACGCCAACCGAAUGCAGAACCUUCCCAUCGUCGAUAAUCCGACAUGGAAAGCUGAUGAAACCGAAGGAUCAAGUAAUUUUAGCGAAGGUGCCAGUAACGAAUCUGAAAGAUGCAAAGACCCUUAUCACUCGCCUGAAAAAUCUUUCUAUAUUAGGCACACUAUUCCCGAAGAUUUUCUGAAAACAUCCGGCAUCCUUGAAUAUACUGUUGGCAGCAAAGACAAAAUUGAACCACUGUAUCAGCUGCAACCCGAUGGCGUACUUCCAGCAACACCGAGAGAAGUUUUCGAGGCUCUUAAAAUGUUUGGUCAUAAACAGUUCCGAGCAGGACAAGAGAAGGCCAUUAUGCGUGUCCUCACCGGCAUGUCCACAUUGGUUACGCUCAGCACUGGGUCUGGUAAAUCCCUCUGUUACCAGCUGCCAGCAUAUUUGUACAGAAAACAACGCAAGUGUGUUACAUUGGUGAUAUCCCCGCUUGUCUCACUAAUGGAGGAUCAAGUGCACGGCGUUCCAGAUUUUUUGAACGCACAAUGUUUACAUACCAACCAAACACCAAAAGUGCGGGAGAAAACGAUGGCUGCAAUCACAUCUGGAGAGCUAGACGUCCUACUUAUUUCACCUGAAGCAGUCGUUUCCGGUGAAAAAUCCACCGGGUUCGGAUCUCUGCUACGACAGUUACCACCGAUUGCGUUUGCCUGCAUUGAUGAGGCACAUUGCGUAUCCCAGUGGAGUCAUAACUUUCGUCCAAGCUAUCUGAUGAUUUGUAGGGUUCUCAAAGAAAAACUUGGAGUUCAUACCAUCCUUGGCUUAACGGCGACGGCGACUGUUCAAACCAGACUCAGCAUUGUGGAUCACCUGGCGAUUCCCGAUGGAACGGACGGUAUUAUAAGUGAUAUCCCGUUGCCCGACAAUCUGAUCCUGUCGGUGUCAAAGGAUGCGAACCGAGAUGCAGCCCUGCUUAACUUGCUCCACUCAGAUCGUUUCUCCAGGCUGCAAUCGAUAAUCGUUUACUGCACAAGACGAGACGAGUGUGAACGAAUUGCAGCAUUUUUGCGGACUUGCUUUCAGGAUAUGCGGCGAACGGACACGAAGGAUACUGCUAGCGGUGCCAAGAAGCGGAAGAGAGAAAACUGCAUUGCCGAACCGUAUCAUGCUGGGUUGCCGUCGUCAAGGCGGAAAAGUAUUCAGAACGCCUUUAUGCGGGGUGAUCUGAGAAUCGUAGUGGCUACGAUCGCUUUUGGAAUGGGCAUCAACAAAUCGGAUAUUCGGGCAAUCAUCCACUACAACAUGCCGAGAAAUUUCGAAAGCUAUGUACAAGAGGUGGGUCGCGCUGGUCGCGACGGAGAUGUUUCCCAUUGUCAUUUGUUUUUGGACUGCAAAGGAAACGAUAGAAAUGAGUUACGUCGGCACAUUUAUGCCAAUUCAAUUGAUCGCCACGUGAUAAGAAAGCUGUUACAGAAAAUUUUUGUUUCCUGCGCGUGUGUGAAGAACUUCAGGGAUGAAAAAUUUUCUGAAGAGCAUCGCAAACAGGUAGAGGCCCUGAAAGAUAUUGAUUGGUCGGAAGAUUUCCACCAAUCUGCUGGAGAAACUAAGCCCACUGUGCCGAAGAAAAGUACCAUCCAGCGUGUAUGCCCUGGACAUGAAGUUUGCUUUUCAAUAGAAUCGACUGUUCAGCAGUUGGACAUUCCGGAGGAAAAUAUAUCGACAUUAUUGUGUUACUUAGAACUGCAUGAAGAACGUUACAUUCAGGUACUGAGUCGAGCUUACGUUAUGUGCAAGGUAAUGUCUUAUGCCGGCCCAAGGGCCCUAAGAGCCGCCGCCAAAGAUUGUCCGCCACUUGCGAUGGCCAUAGCACUAGAUUUGAGAAAAGGAAAUUCGAAUGAUGCGGCUACUUUUAUCGAGUUUCAUGUUAUAGACGUUGCUGCUGCCAUCGGUUGGGACAGUGGGGUUGUUAAAUUUCAACUGAAAAAUCUCGAAUGGGUUGUGGAGAAAAACGUUCGUAAACGCUCACCUAUCAGUGUAAGUUUCUUUGACUUGGGUUUCCGAAUGCGUGCACCCGGUGAUCUAUCGGAUGAUGAAUUAGACACCAAUUUAGACUCCUUGUACAGGCGGGUUACAAAUCAGGAAAAAACUCAACUAAUACAGCUUCAGUGCGUGUUCGAUGCACUUUCAUCGGUUGCUUUCCCAAGCUACGUUUCUGUUGGAAACACUGAAAAGCUUGCUGAACCCUCUAAUAAGCUGAAAACUAUCAUACGAGCAUAUUUUGAGGACAACAGCCGCAAUGAUAAUACAGAAUUCGUUCCGGAGGUUGAUGACACUCCCGAAUAUCAGCUGCUAGGCGAUAUACGAAGCUUGAUACAACGUUAUCCGGAGAACAACUUUACCGGUCGUGCAAUCGCCCGUAUAUUUCAUGGGGUGCAAAGUCCCAACUUUCCGGCUGUCAUUUGGGGCAGGUGCAACUACUGGCGGGCACAUACCGCUGCCGAUUUUAACCGGAUUGUUCGUCUAGCUAAUACUGAAAUUGUGCGUAUGCGAACUUAAUGCUAGCGAACGAAUGGCGUAAAAGUUAAUUGUUUAAAUUGCGUGUUAAUUAAAAUCAAAGUUUCAUUGAUAAUAGAUUUUAUUGUUGAUUGCUUAUUAAAA
Messenger RNA from Wyeomyia smithii (pitcher-plant mosquito), 5063 nucleotides. RefSeq names its product ATP-dependent DNA helicase Q4 (gene RecQ4). Lineage: Eukaryota; Metazoa; Arthropoda; Insecta; Diptera; Culicidae. The transcript has 9 exons. Bases 156 to 4961 code for a protein of 1601 amino acids. Gene Ontology annotation, cellular component: nucleus; chromosome; cytoplasm. Gene Ontology annotation, biological process: double-strand break repair via homologous recombination; DNA replication. Gene Ontology annotation, molecular function: four-way junction helicase activity; nucleic acid binding; zinc ion binding. The record is from RefSeq and is a predicted model, not a curated record.